Brienomyrus brachyistius is the source of this 2819-nucleotide messenger RNA. RefSeq names its product nicastrin (gene ncstn). Gene Ontology annotation, cellular component: membrane. Gene Ontology annotation, biological process: Notch receptor processing; protein processing. The record is from RefSeq and is a predicted model, not a curated record. The transcript is spliced from 17 exons. Lineage: Eukaryota; Metazoa; Chordata; Actinopteri; Osteoglossiformes; Mormyridae. Bases 95 to 2203 code for a protein of 702 amino acids.
CGAAACACACAAUCCGCAUGACGGCCGCAGGAAAAGGAAGAUCGCGACAGAAGUGCUUCCUGCCCCAGACUGUUAUGCUCAUACAACCAGGAAGAUGGGCCCUCCGGCGGCAUCGCUCGUCCUUUUAGCCCUCUUUUUCGCUUGUAACGGUGUGAACAGCAGCUCUGUGCAACAGAAAAUCUACGUGGAGCUGAAGAAUACUUUUCCAUGCGUCAGACUGCUCAAUGCCACUCACCAGAUAGGCUGCCAGUCCUCUAUCUCUGGUGAUACGGGCAUCCUCCACGUUUUGGAGAGCGAGUCCGAUCUUAACUGGGUUCUAAACUCAGGACCCAACCCACCAUACUUGGUCCUGAUGAAUGCUCAGUAUUUCAACAGGAGCACCAUGAUGAGGUUCAAGGACUCCAUGCGAGUGGCGGGUGUCGUCCUCGUGAUCCCCAAGUCCAGUCCCCCGCAGGGUUUCUCCCCACAUACCUCCUGCCCGAACCAGGGCACGGGUGUAUAUUCAAAGAACUACGGUCCCGAGUUGGCCGACUGCAACACGACGGUGUGGAAUCCCUUGGGCGAAGGUCUGUCUUACGAGGACUUCAACUUCCCCGUCUUCUCGCUGCACGAGGACAACGACACCGACACCAUUCGCAAGUGCUACCAGGAUCACAACGUCGGCAUGAACAACAGCGCCCCCCAGUACCCGCUGUGCGCCAUGCAGCUCUUCUCCCACAUGCACGCUGUCAAGGACACAGUGACUUGCAUGAGGCGCACUGACAUCCAGUCCAGGUUCAGCAUCAGCCCAGAAAUUGUAUGCGACGCCCUGACUGACUACAACGCGUGGGCAUCCGUUCAGCCGCUGAACAACACGGCCAAAGGUCACUUGGAUGGGGAGAGUGUGGUCAUCGCCGCCACUCGGCUGGACAGCAGGUCUUUCUUCUGGGAUGAGGCCCCGGGGGCAGAGAGUGGUGUGGCAGGCUUCGUCACCCUGCUAGCGACGGUCCAGGCCCUGCGUGCCAUCACGGAAGCGGCACCCACCCCGCGCAACAUCCUCUUCGUCUUCUUCCAGGGGGAGGCCUUUGACUACAUUGGGAGCUCCCGCAUGGUGUAUGACAUGAAGAAUGGAAAAUUUGUUAUUGAUCUGGACAACAUCCACUCCUUGAUUGAGGUUGGACAGGUGGCAGUUCGAAGGGACUCAAAGCUGUGGCUGCACUCUGACCCUGUGUCUCGGAGGAACAACAGUAUUGAAAGUGAGGUCAGGAAGCUCGUCAGCAACAUGCAGACCGCAGGCACUGGGCUCAGAUUCUCAUUGGCUGAGCCGGGCGUCACUCAGCCCCUUCCGCCCUCAUCCUUCCAGCGCUUCCUGCGGGAACGAGCCAUCCCGGGGGUGGUGCUCGCUGACCACCAGUCUGCAUUCAACAACAGGUACUACGAGAGUCUCUAUGACAACGCCGAAUACCUGAACGUGACCUACCCCCCCGACCUGAGUCCGGAGGAGCAGUUGGAGUUCGUCACCAACACUGCCAAGGAUGUGACGGAAGUGGCCACGCUGGUCGCCCGAUCCCUCUACAUGCAGGCCGGAGGCGCACAGACUAAACUGCCCAACAUCAACGCGGACCCCAAGAUCGUCACCCAGAUGCUCUAUGGUUUCCUGGUUCAGCCCAACAACAGCUGGUUCCGGGCUCUGGUCGCCCCCGACGUCGUCCAAAAACUGGGGCCCCGCCCCCUGCAGUACUACAUCGGUGUGCAUGAUAAGAGUGACCCUAUUAAGAUGUCGACGCGGAUCAUCCAGUACAUACUUGCGAACUUUACCGGAACCGUCACCAACCUGAGCCAGAGUCAGUGCCAGAACCCAGAGAACCUGCCAGGAGAAAGCAAAGAUCUGUACAGCUAUCUCUGGGUCCAGGGCCCCGUGGCCCCUAAUAGCACACAGGGGGAGGGUUACUGCAUUCGGGCCCCCGUACGCCUAUCCAGGGCAGUUUCCCCAGCUUUUGAGCUGCAGGACUACGGCUCCAAAGAAUACUCCACGUGGACCGAGUCGCGGUGGAAGCGCAUCAGCGCACGAAUCUUCCUGGUCGCCAGUCGUGAUCUGGAGAUGCUUACCCUUGGGGUGGGGGUGGGUGUCCUGCUGGUGUCGCUCCUGGUGACGUACUUCAUCAACGCCAAAGCGGACGUGCUCUUCAGCAGCUCCAGGGAACCCUCCAGCACUGCCUAUUGAGCCAAUUAUAGGAGCACAUGGACCAACCCGGGUCUGGAUGGAUGGAUGGAUGGGCGGGCGGGCGGCUGGACAGGACCAUGAAUGAAUGAACUGAUGAGGAUGUAGAUGUGUGAGGUAUAGAUACGGCCAUAGAUGAAGACUACUACCGAACUUCUGCAGAUUGGGCUUUUUAAAAUUAAUUUAUUUUUUUGUUUUGGCAGGAUGCGAUUUGGGUCGUGGUCUUCAGCGUACAGGUGUUUAUAUUUUUUAUCAAGAAGGACAUGUUUACUUGCGCUAAGCACUAAAGCUUGAUCACGGUGUGUGUGUGAGUGUGUGUGUGAGACAGUGCAAUACAUUUUUAUGUCUGUACUACACUGAUUGGUUUUUUUCCCCCUCAUGAAAGUGGAGCAUUAAUUGCCACAAGUUACAAAUGAGAAUAAAAACUUAAUUCCUUUGUUGCAAGUAUAGGGAAACAAAAUAGAAUGAAAAUGUUAACUACUCUAAUUUGUUUCUUUUAUUUGUGUUGAAAUAUGAUGACAGAUCUUCAGUGUCUUUGAAUUGUUGAACCUGACUGUCUCAAGGAGAGGCGCUGACAUUGGGUUUCUUUAUAAUAAAAUAAACAUGGUUUUGUUUCCAA